AUGUCAUAAACACAACCACAAAAGCCUGAGAUAGAAGAGAUUAUUUGCCAAAUUCAUAAAAGAGAGAUAGUAGCUGUAGAUCUAGAUUUAUCAGAAAAAGGUAAUUUUUAAUAAAUGUGUUGCAUUUGCUUAGUUGAAAAAAUGAAUAAUAGCAAGAUAUCUACAAUUGAAUAGACAAAAAAGAGAAUUUAAUCCCUAAAGACAUAAAGAUAAGAAAAUAAGACUAAAUAGAUCCAAGUAAGGUUGGAUCAUUUCAAGACCAUACUAGAUUAAAUAAUGGAGUUUAAAUGUAGUAUUGAGAGUACACUAGAAAAAAUAUACAGCCAAAUAAAAGCUCGGAUAUUUACAAUUUAAAAAGAAAAAUAAUCUUAAUUCGAAAAUUUUGAAACAUAAUACAAUUUUUAAGAGGAAAUUAGAUAGUUGUCUGAAUUUCUUUCAAGUGAAAGUUAAGAAAACUAAUUAGAAUUUUAAUAGGAGAGUUAGUUUAUUGACGAAAUAGCUAAGCAAUUUGACCUUUUGUUUAAUGGCUCAGCAUAUUUCUAAACAAUUGACACUUUUAAGAAUGCUAAAUAGAAAAUUAAUGAAAUUAAUUAAAAUAACUAGAUUGAAUUAUCGUCACUUCACAAUUACAAUAAUUAAGUAAAAUUUUAUAACAUUUAAGAAAACACCUAGUUUAAAUAAACUUUGCCCUGCACAUAAUAAGGAAAUCAUUAUGAUUGACAUCGAUAGUGAAAAUAAAAAAAUAGAGGAUAGGUUUGUCUGCGUUGAUUGCAUAAGUGAUCAUCCGAAUUGCUAAUAUAGAACUAUUGAAAAAAUUAAUUAGUAAUGGAAUCAAACAAAGAAACAGCAAGACAGGAUAUUUUCUGAGUUAAAGGUUAAAAGGGUAAGAGAAAUAGAAAAAUCUGAAUUAAUAGACUGCAAUAAUGAGAAAAAAUUAUAAUUAAUAACUUAAUGAUAUUAGCGAAAAAUUAAUCACAGAAUUUUCUCUGCCAAUAAGCAAAGCGCUUGAGAUGAAUAAAUUUAAAUAAAUAUCUCUACAACAAGUAGGUAAUGACGAAUUACUUUCAAAUAUUAAUUAAAUGAUUCUAAAUGACAAAGAAAAUUUGAUCUAAGAUUCUUAAAUUGAGUAUUUGAAAUCCAAAGAUGCAUUGUUUUAAAAAGAGAUUGAAAGCAGAUUAGAGCAUUUAAAAUAACAUGAUUAAUUAGAUAUUCAAGUCACAAUAAAUAUUAUGCAGGAUAAAUAAAGUAUUCAAAAAAGAUUUAUUUUUAGAUGACAACUAAAUCUAAGGGAUUGUUUAAUUAUAGAAUCAAUAACAAUUCCUAUUCAAAACUAAGAACCUUUUCAAUUCACAGUUAGUUAGUUGAUUCUAAAAAUAUUGCAAAUUAAGGCAAUUAGUUUAAAAGAUAGUAAGAAAUUUAGGAGAGUGCAAAAGCAAAUUAAGGGUUAUUAAUUUUCAAGCAAGAUUUAGAUGAGCUCGUAAAUUCUUCAAAAUAUAUUUACUCUUAAAAAAGUGUAUUGAAUGAAUCUGUUCAGAAAUUUUAAGAUCACCUUACUAAAAUACAAAGAUUGGGUUCUAAAAUAUAAUAAACCUCAGAUAAUUUGCCUCUGACUAAUUUAUAAAAGUAAACUAUCGAUUAUAAGAAUAAGUUUGAAAACGAUUUUAAAUAGUUUAUAAAAUUUUGUGAAAUAGAGAAACUGGAGAAUUAUUUCUAAACUCUAUAAAAAGACUAUGAAAAAUUAUAACUAGAGAGUAUUAAUAGUUUUCAAUUUAUUAGGAAACCAAUAUUUGGAGUCCAUCGAGAA
This is a messenger RNA of Paramecium octaurelia, 1804 nucleotides long. NCBI's taxonomy places the organism in Eukaryota, Ciliophora, Oligohymenophorea, Peniculida, Parameciidae. The record is from the annotation of a GenBank genome assembly.